AUGGCCAAGAAAUUUGCCGUCAAAUCUUUAGACCAUUUGGUCCUCACCGUCCGCAACAUUCCCAAGACCGUUGCUUGGUACACUACCUACCUCGGGAUGCGCCACGAAGUCUUUACUUCGCCGGCGAACCAGAGUGUGCAAAGACAUGCGCUGAUUUUUGGCUCUCAAAAAAUAAAUCUUCACCAGUCGGGCAAAGAGUUCGAGCCCAAAGCCCAGGACGUUCAACCGGGUAGCGCUGAUCUAUGUUUCCUGACUGAUGAGGAUGUGGAAACAGUUCUGCAGGCGUUUCAAGAUGCUCGAAUUGAGAUCCUUGAAGGGGCUCAAGUAGUGGAGAGAACGGGAGCAGUUGGAAAAAUCCGAAGCGUUUAUGUCAGGGAUCCUGAUGGGAAUCUAAUUGAGGUGUCAAACUAUGCAUGA
Penicillium brevicompactum is the source of this 417-nucleotide messenger RNA. Its product is annotated as VOC family protein. The transcript has 4 exons. NCBI's taxonomy places the organism in Eukaryota, Fungi, Ascomycota, Eurotiomycetes, Eurotiales, Aspergillaceae. The record is from RefSeq and is a predicted model, not a curated record. The coding region runs from base 1 to 417 and encodes 138 amino acids.